This is a messenger RNA of Callorhinchus milii (elephant shark), 1702 nucleotides long. RefSeq names its product solute carrier family 13 member 5-like. Gene Ontology annotation, biological process: monoatomic anion transmembrane transport; citrate transport. Gene Ontology annotation, molecular function: succinate transmembrane transporter activity; citrate transmembrane transporter activity; sodium:dicarboxylate symporter activity. The record is from RefSeq and is a predicted model, not a curated record. Gene Ontology annotation, cellular component: membrane. The transcript is spliced from 11 exons. Bases 31 to 1638 code for a protein of 535 amino acids. NCBI's taxonomy places the organism in Eukaryota, Metazoa, Chordata, Chondrichthyes, Chimaeriformes, Callorhinchidae.
AUAGCGACUUGUGGAUACACCAUUCUCCUCAUGGCUGUGUUCUGGAGCACGGAAGUCAUUCCUUUGGGCAUCACAUCGCUCAUUCCCAUAGUCCUCAUCCCAAUGUUUGGAAUCAUGACAACUGAAAAAGUGGCUUUGCAGUACAUGAAGGAUACGACCAUACUCUUUGUUGGCGGUUUAAUGGUAGCUAUCGCCAUUGAAGAAUGGAACCUCCACAAACGUAUUGCAUUGAAGGUGCUCUUGUAUGUUGGAGUCAGGCCGGCUUGGUUAAUAAUGGGACUGAUGGGGGUGACAGCAUUCCUCUCAAUGUGGAUCAGCAACACGGCCACCACUGCAAUGAUGGUCCCCAUCGCACAAGCCGUGUUGGAUCAGCUCAGUCUGAGCGAGGAUAGGUUUGACGAGACAAGUCAAGAGGAGCUGCAAACAAAACAAUCACUUAACCUGCUACCCGAUGAAAUACCAGUCUUGAAAAUGUUUCCAGGUAACAGUCAUAAAACAGCUUGCAAGACUUCAGACAAUGAAAAGGCAACCAGAGAGAGAAGGAAUCUCUACAAGCUGGUCACUCUGUGCAUCUGUUACUCCGCCAGCAUCGGUGGCACAGCGACCCUGACCGGCACAGGACCCAACCUGGUGUUGGAGGGACAGUUUAACCAGUUAUUCCCAGAAAAUGGGGGCGUAAUUACUUUUAGUUCGUGGUUUGUGUACGCUUUCCCCAACAUGCUGAUCAUGCUGUUUCUCUGCUGGAUAUGGCUGCAGAUAUAUUUUCUGGGAUUUAAUUUCAAAAUAUUGUGGGGCUGUGGAUCAGUGAAAACGUGGAAGGAGAUAGCAGCCUACCAGGUCAUCAAAGAGGAGUACAAGAAGUUGGGCAAGAUGUCCUUUGCUGAAAUCCUUGUUCUCAUCCUCUUCAUCUUCCUGGUGCUUCUGUGGUUCACUCGGAAUCCUGGAUUCAUGCCUGGCUGGGCUACAGUGAUCUUCGGCAAAAGCAAAAAAUAUAUUUCUGAUGGUACAACCGUAAUGUUCAUUGCGCUCCUCAUGUACAUUCUGCCAUCAAAGAGACCACGAUUGGAAAGCUUGUUUAAAGACAAAUCCAGCACUGAGCAGCACAUACAAGGUCCUUCAACACUGUUGGAUUGGGAAGUCGUACAACAUAAACUGCCGUGGAAUGUGAUGCUGUUAUUGGGAGGAGGCUUUGCCUUGGCAAAGAGCUGUGAGGCAUCAGGUCUGUCCAAAUGGUUGGGUAACCAGCUCAACCCACUGAAGACCAUCCCACACUGGGGCAUCGUGAUUAUAUUAUGCUUACUGAUAUCCAUCUUUACAGAAUUCACCAGCAACACUGCCACUGCCACUCUCUUCCUCCCCAUCCUGGCUUCACUGGCUGUAAAGCUUAAGAUCAACCCUCUGUAUGUAAUGAUUCCUUGCACUGUAACUGCUUCCUUUUCCUUCAUGUUGCCUGUAGCAACUCCUCCCAAUGCCAUAGUUUUCACCUAUGGGCACUUGACAGUCAUGGACAUGGUUAAGGCUGGGUUCGUUAUGAACCUGGUGGGAGUGGUUUGCGUUACUCUAUCCGUCAAUACCUGGGGUUGGAUGUUUUUCAAUAUGGACCAAUUUCCUGCCUGGGCAAACACUACAAAUUUAUGAUGUGGCAAGCUGCUCAGAAAGUCACGUCCAUACCUCGUAUCAAACAUUAUUUGAGGUUACUUAC